This is a messenger RNA of Mycena citricolor, 2983 nucleotides long. The record is from the annotation of a GenBank genome assembly. NCBI's taxonomy places the organism in Eukaryota, Fungi, Basidiomycota, Agaricomycetes, Agaricales, Mycenaceae.
CGCCGACAUUGAUUCCCGCGACUCGUACUGGAAUUCGCCAGGCCAGGCUUCAUAUCCCGAGGCAUGGAGCAUCCAAAUCCGACUAGAGAGGAUCAGGAGCCUGAGGCUGCCAAUGGCCAGCGGAGAAACUCAGUGCCGCACUUCAUCUUCAUCAGUUUCAUGCUCUUCCUCCUCACCAAUCACAACGGAGACGAAUUCCUUGCGAAGCACCAGUAUCAAGACGCUCUUCAAACUCUCGAGCAUCAGCUCGGGAACUACAGUGCUUGGAUGAAUGGGACAGCUUCUAACUUUAGUCUCCCGGAACAGAGCCCCGCUAUCCCUGCACUGCUAUCCUACUUCAAUUUAUCGAAUGCCGCGCUCGACAUCAAACACUCAUCUUAUUAUUCUAAUUCCACCGGCACAUUUCACGGGGACGUCUCUUUCUACAACAUCACACCACCGUAUUUGAAUGCUACCGCUCCCGGCGCUCUGACGCCUUUGGCUACACAGUACAUGGGUGCGACGAACAUGAGCGAAGUCGCACUCAAAUUGGGGAAUUGGAAUUUCUCUGCCUCGGACAAGGUUGCCAUCAGUCUCGCAGAGAAGGCCCAGCUCUCCGGAACUGCACUCAUUCAUGUGCGCACCCAUAUAUCCAUUCUAUGGGACGUGUGGUAGACUCUUUCGUUCUGAAGGGUAAGCUGGAAUUAACCGAUUCGAUCAAUGAACGGGAUCUUCGUCUUGAAUUCGAAGGGAUCCACUAUCCCGAGAACGGCACAAUGUACGCGAUCGCGGAGGGCAUCGGUCAGCACGUUGACAUCCGUUAUCUACCUUCGAUUGUACCGGCCUCAUCUCGAAACCAUACGGCUCAUGUCGUUGAACCAGAACUUGCCUCACGUGUCGCCAAGCUCAGAAACUUGAUUGACGCGGGAGUCAUCGAGCCAGAGGCCGCUGCAGACGAUUCCGCCAAGACCGAAUGUUCUUUCUCGCUUUACCUCUCACUGGAUCCAGUCAAGGUCCCUGAACGGCUGUUGAGGGAACUGGAAGCCGAGACUCAGCAUCCGACUGGGGCAUGGACCGUGACACCGCCAGCCAUGACCCUUCGCGGACUUCUCCUCAGCAGGAAUUGUGGUAUCGUAUACCAAUUCCACAAAACUGACGGGGUUGGCUUGCAUUCACUCUUUCGUAAACUUACAACUUACGCCGGAACCACUGCGAUCACAUAUCUGGUCAUGCUCGUCCUGUUGUCCCGUCAAAUGCAACGCAGCCGGACUCCCUCGGGGAUCUCGCGUCUUUCGUUUUGGACAUUUCUAGUCCAAGCAACUGUCGAUUCGCUUUCUUUCGCUGGGCAUACCGUUUUUGCGCUGGUAGCUUCCGGGACACCUUCGUUGUCAUUGAUCGCCCCCGCUUUUCUGGCUUGUGUCUUGUUUGCCCAUGAAGCACAAUUCGCCAUGUUGAUUCAACAAUUCCAAGCGCCUGAGAAUGCACCUGCACCGGUGCCUGUUGUGGACUCUCCAGCCCCGGAGAUAGGCUCCCCUCAGCCAACAGUUUCUCCUCCUGCGGUGCAGCCAGUUGCGCCCCCAGCACAGCCAUCCUUCCUCGCGUUUCUCAUCCAUCACUUGCGCACGGAUCCGCAGCUGAGACUUUGGAUUCUUUUGUUCGCUUUUCUGACGUUGAUUGUGCACACAAUCUUGUCGGCCACCAUGUCCAUGAUCUUUGUGGUUGUCUCGUAUUCCUCCCUGUGGUUGCCUCAAAUCGUUCGCUCUGUCCAACGAGGGAGGUCUAGUGGGCUCGCCAAUGAAUACCUGAUCGGGACGACCGUCUGUCGGCUCUAUAUGCUGCUUUACUUUUUGCUUUGCCCCAAGAAUGUGCUGGACAUCGAGCCUCGUCCUUGGGUCAUCAUACUUGUUCUACUCAUCUGCACCCAGAUGCUUGUCGUGAUGCUCCAGGAUACUGGUCUGGGGCCUACGUUUUUCCUUCCGCGAUCGUAUGGGGUCGUACAGCGUUACGACUAUCAUCCAGUUUUUCCAAACCCAGACGAGGAGUCGGCGCAGUCCUCGUUGGGAGACUGCUCCAUCUGCAUGGAUGCCAUCAUGGUUGAGCGCGGACGGUCCCUGGACCAGGACAAGUCUGGCAGCAUCAUGAGCGCUGUGCAGAUCGGUGUCGAGAAUGUCUCCGCGCGGAAAAACUACAGUCUCGCUCCUUGUCAUCACCUUUUCCAUACAGAUUGUCUGGAAAGAUGGCUUGCGAUCAAGAACAUAUGUCCGCAGUGUCGUCGGCCGCUACCCCCGCUAUGAAACUUUGCUCUCUGUAUUUACAUCUGUAACAUUGCAUAUCAUUUGGCCGUGGCUUUGAUCAAGCAAGUUUGCCCGCAGUACCCUAGUUUGCCGAUCUGUGGACGUCGCCGGCAUUGCUGAUCAUGGGUCAGUUGCGAAAUGGCGUCCAAAAUUAACUCACAGGGCAAAGAGGAGGGAUGUGCAUAAUGUCAGCUUUGAGACAUACAGUGCCACAGUAUAAAGACUCUGCUAUCCGCGGUUUUUUGCCACAGUUCUACGUCCAAGGCCGUAAGGAUUCAAUUAUCAGGAUCAGUCACGACCCAACUCGGACCUUGCAUUGUGUUAUCGUCCUCGUCGGCGUCUUCAAACCACCCAAACGUUCUCGCACACGCUCCAGCGCGCGUCCGUACUCAUUCGAGCCGAGAAGAUCAGAGCCAACACCCCAGAACGAGUCUGUCGUCGAAUCUUGAUACAACUCGGCAUCGUCCGUCGCGAGCAGCACGGCUUUCGCAGCCGCAUGUUGAGAAAAUCGGAGGAACAGUGCCUCCUCCAUCUGAAGAAAUCAAUCCGUUUGUCGCGUGCGCACGGCGUCGGUCGUACCAUGGAUAUGUUCACAGAGAGCCAAUCGGAGCGUGCAGAGCUCUGGUGGGCAUGUGCUAUCUUGAACGCCCCGUCAGCAGUCGCCUCCUUCCGUACGGCUUCCGCUAGAUCGGGUCGGAUGCCAAGGAACU